UUUACUCGCUAAUUAAUCCGAUUCUAGGCACGAUGCUUUCGAUUCUCAAGAGAGGCCUCGUGCAUUCUUCGUUUUACCUCAAACGGGAAGUUUUGGACCAGGGCUGCGAUUCCAGGGUUGGGCGCUGGAGCUCCAGAUUCAUGGCGUCGGCGACGGCGGGCAAGGUCAUUACGUGCAAGGCUGCUGUGGCGUACGAGGCUGGCAAGGCGCUGAGCAUUGAGGAAGUGGAAGUAGCUCCUCCAAAGGCUAAUGAAGUACGCAUCAAAAUCACGCACACUGCUCUCUGCCACACCGAUCACUACACACUCAGCGGACAGGAUCCAGAGGGGCUCUUUCCAUGCAUUCUCGGACAUGAAGCGGCCGGGAUUGUGGAGAGUGUUGGGGAGGGUGUCACCGAUGUGAAGCCAGGAGACCACGUUAUUCCCUGCUACCAGGCCGAGUGCAAGGAAUGCAAAUAUUGCAAGUCCGGGAAGACAAACCUGUGCAUCAAGGUUCGUCCAGCAACCGGCAAAGGCGUGAUGCUUGCUGAUGGCCAGCCGAGAUUCAGUGUCAAAGGAAAGCCUAUCUACCAUUUCAUGGGAACCUCGACUUUCAGCGAGUACACGGUUGUCCAUGACGUUUCAGUGGCCAAGAUAAAUCCGGAAGCGCCGCUAGACAAGGUUUGCUUGCUUGGAUGCGGUAUUCCUACAGGUCUUGGUGCCGUGUUCAACACUGCUAAAGUUGAGGCAGGAUCAACAGUAGCAGUUUUUGGGCUUGGAACAGUCGGCUUGGCGGUCUGUGAGGGAGCCAAGAAAGCUGGAGCAUCAAGAAUAAUUGGAGUGGACAUGAAUCCAGCCAAGUACGAGCUGGCAAAGAAGUUCGGAGCAACCGAGUUUGUUAAUCCGAAGGACCACGACAAGCCAAUCCAGCAGGUGCUGGUCGAUCUCACAGAUGGUGGAGUGGAUUACAGCUUCGAGUGCAUCGGAAACGUCAAAGUCAUGCGCGCUGCUCUAGAAGCUUGCCACAGGGGCUGGGGAACGUCAGUGAUAAUAGGAGUUGCCGGAGCCGGCCAGGAAAUCUCUACGCGACCAUUCCAACUUGUGACUGGUCGAGUGUGGAAAGGCACGGCAUUUGGUGGCUACAAGAGCCGCAGCGAUGUUCCAAAGCUUGUCGAGCAGUACUUGCAAAAGGAAAUCAAGGUGGACGAGUAUAUCACUCACAACUUCAAGCUGGACAGUAUCAACGAAGCGUUUGAGCUCCUGGAAGCAGGCAAGUGUUUGAGAGCGGUGAUUCACAUGGAAUAGAGUACCUUUUCGUCUCUAAUGAAUGAAAUGGUGGCUCUCUUUUCUAGCUCU
Selaginella moellendorffii is the source of this 1334-nucleotide messenger RNA. RefSeq names its product alcohol dehydrogenase class-3. The transcript has 11 exons. Gene Ontology annotation, molecular function: S-(hydroxymethyl)glutathione dehydrogenase [NAD(P)+] activity; zinc ion binding. Gene Ontology annotation, biological process: formaldehyde catabolic process. Gene Ontology annotation, cellular component: cytosol. NCBI's taxonomy places the organism in Eukaryota, Viridiplantae, Streptophyta, Lycopodiopsida, Selaginellales, Selaginellaceae. The coding region runs from base 33 to 1283 and encodes 416 amino acids. The record is from RefSeq and is a predicted model, not a curated record.